AUGGCGGAAAACGUAAUUCCUCAAUGUGUUAAUGAUAUUUUUAUAUUGCUGAUCGACCAUGACGCUACAUCAGUCGCAUCUCUCACAUCAAUGCUGGAACAAUUUUCAAAACGAGUGAUGAGUGUGGAUGCAGCAAGUAAGGCUCUAUCGAUGAUUGAAAAGCAAAAGAAGGACAUCGGGAUUGUCAUAGCUAACAUAGAAAUGCCUCAAAUAGACUCACAUUCAUUUCUCACCGCUUUGCUUCAGAGAAAUAUCCCUCUCAUAUUGAUCAAUCCAGAGAUAAGGACGAAGAAACCAUCAGAUCUUCUGAAAAAUAGUGCAUGUUUUUCUCUAGAUAAGCCAAUUUCAGAAAUCGAUAUCAAAAACAUGUGGCAACGCGUGUUAUCGAGACAGAGUCAAGAGUUCAAGAAAAUCAACAUGGCUGAAAACCAAGAAAAUGCUAUCGACAAAGAUAUAGAUGAGAUUGAAAAUUUCAGGGCAAGCCUUAAGAGGCAAAGAACAAGUCAAGCUUCGUUGUUAGGUCAACGAAAUUUCAUCAAGCCAUACACAACUUCUGAAGCAUAUCAUAAGAGAAAAGGUAUGGCAAAUAUUGAAUGGAAAACAAAACCAUGUUAUCAAAAUGAGGUUGAGAAUAGGAGAAAAGAAUGGAUGAAAGUAGAUGAUAAUGUUGGAAGGCGUAUGAGUUUAUGGACUAAUGAGCGCCACAUGAAGUUUUUAGCUGCUAUCUCCAUUUUGGGUGAUAACGAUUUGCGUCCCAAAUCCAUAUUGGAAAUUAUGAAUGACCCAAACUUAACUCAACGCCAAAUCGCUAGCCACCUUCAGAAAUACAAAGCUCAAAUUGAGCGGAUAAGCGAUGUAUUACCUAGAAAUGAAUGGAAGUCGACAGAUAAGACAAUCGAAUACCCUUCGGAUUACGAUUAUCCUUUCAAAGCAUCCUACUUAACGAAAAAUGUCAUUGCAAGUAACUCCUUGUGGUGUUGUUUGAGAAAGAAAAACUUGUCAUCAUCAUCAUCCAUCAAUCAAUUCUCAUUGAAAAAUCCGAUUGAUGCCAGAAAGAAAAGUAUGCCAAAACUUCAUCGAGGCAAAAAAUUGGAUCUGAGCAACCAUUCACAUUCUGGUAACAUACUUAACAAGUCAUCCAUGAAUGUUGAUUAUGUUCCUUCAACCAUAAGUAGCAAUCUAGCUUACGACAAUUAUCCUAUUGAUAAUGCCAACCAUAUUGGUAUGGUUUCUACUGGCGUAGGUAGUGAAAUCCUUCCUAUGAUUUCUAAUUUACCAAACACAUGUGCAUCUCAGAUGGAGACCGCAAGGAUUUCCAUCCCGCACUAUGAUCCUAAUCCACUUCACCCACAUAACCUUGUCCUUGAAACUUCUGUAAACCAAAUAGAUUUAGACUUCACUUCUAUACCAGAUUCUUUUUUUCCUCAAGCAGAUUCAUGCAAUUUGGAAGAAAAUUAUUUUCUUCCAAAUAAUAUCAUGAGCCCUUUGGAAACCAAUAUAGAUCAGAUGAAUUUAGCUCCAUCUAUAGAAAACCAUAGUCAUCAUGGAAUUAAUAUAAUUCAAUCUGAGGUGGAUAAUCCAAUAGACAUAGGUUUUUCUGAAGUAAGUAUUCUUCCUCAAGAGGAAAGUACAAACCAUAUGGGUAUUGUUUCUUGUGAAACCAAUAUGUCCAAUUUUGAAACCAAUGCAAAUGAAGAUUUUGACAUUCCGAUUGAAGACUUGAUUUCUUUUGACACUGAUAUCGAGAAGGAUAUGGCUUCUUGGUUAGAAGAAAGUGGGUUUUCUGAGAGAAACAAUCAGAUGGAAUCAAGUGAGUAUCAUAAUGCAGAAGCGGGGAAACAAAAUGACAAUAUAGAAGGAGGGGGUGAUUUUGAAGAUUAUCGUGACUACAUAGAUUGGAUUGAUGAAGAAGUGAUGAAGAAAGAUGCAUGA
This is a messenger RNA of Capsella rubella, 1932 nucleotides long. RefSeq names its product putative two-component response regulator-like APRR6. The transcript is spliced from 7 exons. Gene Ontology annotation, molecular function: DNA binding. The record is from RefSeq and is a predicted model, not a curated record. Lineage: Eukaryota; Viridiplantae; Streptophyta; Magnoliopsida; Brassicales; Brassicaceae. Gene Ontology annotation, biological process: phosphorelay signal transduction system. The coding region runs from base 1 to 1932 and encodes 643 amino acids.